CCAUGUGACCAAGCACCACCUCUAUUAUACGAGGCGCCCCCCGCCGCCGCGACGCCACCGGAAUAUUCCGCUCCGCCUUCCCUCUCCCGAUAUUCGCCGGCCGGCCGGAUCCAGCGACGCCGCCGCCGGCCCACGAUGCGUUGCUUUCACCUCCUCUUCGUCGUCGUCGCGCUCCUCGCGACGGCGGCGGCUGAUGCCAAGCCCGUUCUCCGCGCCGUGACGGACGCCCCCGCGGGCGUCGCCUCCGACUCCUCCGACGAGCUGUACUGCGACGGGUGGAGGCUCUCCGUGGAGACGGGCAACGCGGGGCCGUGGAGCGCCAUCCCGUCGCGCUGCGCGGGGUUCGUGCGCGCGUACAUGGAGGGGGAGCGCUACGCGUCCGACUCCGCCGUCGCCGCUGCGGACUCCCUCGCCUUCGCGGCGCAGGCCCUGGCUUCGGGCGACGGGGGAGCCAGGCCGGCGUGGGUGUUCGACGUCGACGAGACGCUGCUCUCCAACUCGCCCUACUACGCCGUCAACGGCUGGGGAUCUCAGGAGUUCAACGAGACCUCGUUUGAUGAAUGGGUAGAUGUAGCCAAGGCACCUGCAUUGCCAUCCAGCUUGAAACUGUACAAAGAGCUUCAGGGUCUUGGGAUCCACAUCAUCCUCUUGACUGGUCGAAGUGAAUUCCAACGUAAUGCCACAGAAGUGAAUCUUUUCUUUGCUGGCUACCAUUCGUGGGAAAAACUCAUACUGAGGCAAUCCCCUGACAUCGGCAAGACAGCCGUGCAGUACAAAUCAGAAAGACGAGCAGCACUGGAGGCUGAAGGAUUCAAGAUACUUGGAAAUUCUGGGGACCAGUGGAGUGAUUUACUGGGAUUACCGAUGGCUACUAGAUCAUUCAAACUUCCAAAUCCAAUGUACUUUAUCAGUUGAUUUUUUUUGUCCAUAAUUGGUGGAUAAGAUUUAUCUCCAGACAUGUUGAGCCUAGUGGGGUUUGGGACCAAUAAUGCCCAAUGAUGGUUUUGUAAUGUAUAUCUUUUGCUCAAAGUCAAAAAUAAUAAUAAUGUAUUAAUUUCCGUACUAUGGACUCAACUACAAUUAUGCAUAUUUCAUCUAGAUACAAAUUGAUGAAACAGCUGAAACUGUGUUGGUUCAUGUCUCUCCAGAUUAAGUUGGCUUGAUCACCAUGUAUCUACCGUUGGCUCACCAUUCCAGCAUGUAAAUGAUACAUAAUGAUCCACAGAAGAAAUUA
Molecule: messenger RNA, 1234 nt
Organism: Oryza brachyantha (malo sina)
Lineage: Eukaryota; Viridiplantae; Streptophyta; Magnoliopsida; Poales; Poaceae
Product: acid phosphatase 1-like
Exons: 3
Coding region: 136-915 (259 amino acids)
Molecular function (GO): acid phosphatase activity
Source: RefSeq, a predicted model, not a curated record